CCCAAGCCUUAGCUCAAAUUCCUAUGUGCCAACAGCGUUGUCAUACUACUGCUACGGCUUUAUAUGUUGUACACUUAUCCGGGAUCUUAAAAUUAAACCAUUUUGGCACACCUGCCAUAAUACAUUUUUUUCCUUCAAAAUAACGAGUGAGAUAGAGACCAGAUAAGUUGUGGUAUAGUAUAACUACCUAGAACAUAGUCAUCAUUCGACGUGACGUCAUCAUGGAGAAAUCUGCUUGUGAGUGUGAGAAUUAUAUUAUAUUUUUAUAUAUUAUAUUUUUAUAUAUAUUAUAUUUAUAAAUAUUAUAUUUUUAAGGCAAAAAAGUUAUACACAGUCGGCUGGGAAUAACACCCAUCGGCAGCGGUAUUUCCAUCAGACAAAUAAGUUUUCUACUUUAAAAAAAGGAGAACGUAGCGGAUGUCAAGAUCAUGAAAUCAGCCGUGGUGUGUUUGAGUGGGAAGUGGGGAUGAACGGGGCUUGGGAGCGAGAGUGAAUUAUUUUCAUGUUACGUUCAUGAACGAUGUUGGAGUGAACGAGUGAAUGAAAGGUGGAUAUAAAAGGGUUCACAGACGUGAGAGGGAGGGGAGAGGAUUAUUAUGUUCACGGUGAGACGGUGAACUGAGAUCGUGUUGUGAGACGAGAGAUAGGACUCGCGAGAGCGAGACGUUUGGAUAUAGUGAAUUUGUCAGGAUAUAUUUGCAGACUGGGAUAUUAUCAUAUAAUUUUGAUUCGUAUUGAAUUAUCUGUGAAGACGCAUUACGGCUGUAAUGCUGUCAUGAAUAAAAAGACUUAUGCACCUUGAAGGUUAUUGUUUUUGUGGUUGAAUCAGACACCUAGACAACGAGCCAAAUAUUCCACCACUAGAAUAUUUGAAUUUGACAGCGGAAUUUGAAUUAUAUUUACAGGCUAUAACUGUACAUAAACUGUAAAUUAUAAAUUGUUUACGUUUUUUAUUUUAAAAGACUUUACUUUGCUAUGAUAGAAUUCAAUUUUCUUUUAAAAAAAUAUAUUAAUACACCGAUGAUAUGUUUUUAAGUAUUUCAUUGAUUAUUUUUUUUACGCCACCGCCAUCUUGGUUGACAUGACACAGACUCUGUCGUCAUGACAACCGAGAGUGGCGCGGUGAACCAACAUUUACUCAUUUUAUUUCUCGACCUGUAACGCAAGACAAGGCAAAGCUACUAUAUGUUAGCAUAAAAAAAUAAAUUAUCGCCAUAUAAAGUCGAGGUAUCUGCCGUUUUCAUUGAUAGUGCAUUACAAUGGCAUUAAUCCAUCCAUAUCACCAUGAUCAUAUAUUAAAUCAUAAAUUUAAUAAAGAAUAUAUAGUUAUACAACUUAUAGCCAUUAGAAUAUCAUUUUUCUCAUUUUUAAAUGUCAUCAUUAUCCCAAGUGGGCCUCAGCGUAUUAAUAUUUAUUAAUAACUAGCGGAUAUACCCGGCGUAGCCCGGGAUUGCAUUAGGACAUCGAUCCUGGUGGGACCUCAGUUCCGUUUUGACGCCGAUCCCGGCGCAAUCCCGUUUCCAGAUGUGAUCCCAAUCCCGAUGGGAUCCCAUUUUCUUGUGGCUCCGGAUCCAGGGGAAUCCAGAUCCCGGUGGGAUCCCGAUCCCGUCGGUAUUUCGAUUCCGAUGGGAUCCCGAUCUUGGUGGAUCCCGAUGGGCUACCGAUCCCGUUAGGAUACCGUUCUCUAUGGGAUCCGGUUUCACCUAGGGACCCUCUUUUCCAAUAUUAUCCAGGGGCCCCGGUGGUAGCCCAUUUAAUAAAGUACCUUUUUAGUUAUGUCUGAGAUGGGGGGGGGGGAGGGGGGGCUAUACAAAUAUUUCAGAUAAAUUAUAGAAUAACAAUUUAAAAUUUGUCCCAUUAAAAUCGAUUUAAAAAUGCCAUAGAUAUGGCUUUUUAAAAAAAUUGAACUUAUGGAAAAUUCUGGAUUGGAUAUUAUUAGUUUUAAAGCCGUCGAUAUUUCAAUACGAACAAAGCUAGGCUUAUAUAAGGAAAAAUGAAAUGGGGCCCCCCAGCCCAAGAGAAAUGGAUAUUAUGAGUUCAGUACCCUUUGGUAUAUGAAUAUGAAUGAUUAUACGAAUGCGUAAUAAGUUUGGUCAAGAUCCAUCCAUUCAUGUAGGAGUAAUUUUUAGUAAUUUUAUUUCUAUAGCUCAUAUAGGAAAAAAAACGACAUUUUGGGCCCCGGCCCCAACGGAAUAUUAUAAAAAGUUCAUAACCCCUUAAGAGUUCCUUCCGAAUAAUGAUGGAUAUAUGUGCCGAGUAUGGUCAAGAUCCAUCAAUCCAUGUCAAAACGUAUGUGUAACAAACCCAGCCACCAACGUUCACUUUUAUAUCCAUGUAUAUGUAUGAUAUGAUGAUAUGACUAGCGUAUAUAUGAAAAAAUGAAAGACCAAUAGAAAGACAGUAAAGCAGAAAGUAUAAAUUUCAAUGGACACAACUUUCAAGAAACUCUUCAAACUCUCACCGCAAAAAGUGAACAAUGAAUUAAAAUUAAAAUAUUUUACCGUUCUUGUGGAAAGUUUAGGAAAAAAUCUGUGCAAUUGUAGUUGGCUAAGAGUGUGUAAGGCGAUAACUAGAAGAUGGAAUUCAGGAUAAGUCUUUUUACCAACACAUCUGUAGUUUUAUGGUUUAUUUUUCAAGAUUUACCCCUACUAUAUGGUUACAUGUCCUGGGCCAAACUGAUCUCAGUCGUCCAGCCCCCCCCCCCCAAUUAUCAUCCUUUUAAUCUGUAAAUGGUCCGUGCUUGCCAUCACAUCAGUUGCAUUCUUUUUAUUGUUAGAAUCAUCUCUGGGCCAAACUGAUCUCAGUCGGCCAGCCCCCCCCCCCCCAAUUAUCAUCCUUUUAAUCUGUAAAUGGUCCGUGCUUGCCAUCACAUCAGUUGCAUUCUUUUUAUUGUUAGAAUCAUCACCAUGGGAAACAUAGACACCAAGGUAACGGGCCUGUCAGUUUCAAACUCCUCGUAUUUCAGUGAAGCUUUUUUAUCAUUGCAGCAAACUUAUGUUCACUGAACGUGUCUCUUCAUUUUGCAACAAAACUCAAGUUGGUUUUUUUUAGUUGUUUUUUUUAUCUACUAAACAACCCGUGCUGUUUCCUUGCUGGGGAAACAAGACUUAAAGACAGGUAGUGGCUGACCCAGAUGACUUCACGGGUCAAUUUGAUCGCCAGCCCAUGCUUCGUUGACCGCAUGUCAUUUAACAUAUCAAAUAAAAUAAACACCAAAACAGACAAAAACAAAAAAAUAAUCACCCACCACAAAAUAAACAAUAUGCGUAGUCAUUUAUUUAUUACUGAUUCACAUAGUUCUCAGACACAUUGUUAUGUGGAGCACAGAUAUAUAAAGAUUUAAAAAAAAAUAAUAUAAUUCACAUAUUCCAUAAAUUCAACUGCCCAUCAAAAACAAGAAAAGAAGCUGAAAUUGAAAGAAGAUAGUAGUUAAUCUGUGAUUCACCUUGUAUAAAUCUGACAGGCUGCAAUAUGCAUGUACAGACCCCCAGGUUGUCCAUGACUGCUUUAUUUUAAUACAAUAGAAAGGCAUUAAAAUAUAUUUAUAUAUAUAUUAGCGUUCUUACCAAAUACAAAUAAUUUGUAAUUAGGAGGAGUGUUUGAAUAUUUAUUCAAUGAACAUAAAUACAACUUGCUUACACUGACUUCCCUCCUACAGCACAACAAGAGAAUGCCCCUCCACCAGACUACAACCAGCAAUCUGGAUACCCUGGAUACCAAGGCCCCACCCCCCAAGCGGGCUACGGGUACCCUCAGCAAGGCUUUGCCAGCCCACCUCAACAAGGGUAUGGACCCCCGCCAAACUAUAUGGGCGGAGCUCCACCAGGACAGUAUCCCCAACAGCAGUUCCAAUAUACCAACACCAACAAUGUUGUGGUAAGCUCUAAGUGCCACUGUUACUCUGAUCGGUAAACGAACAAUGAAGCUUAACUCAGUCCUCAGCUUUCUUUUAUGUGAUAGUUAUUAAGCUGCUACAAUUGUAUUCUAAGGCAAGAAAACAAUACGGUAUUAAAAUUGUAUUUCUGUCCCAAAUGAGUGUCCUGUUGCUUCAUACUUUUAAACAGGAUUGGUUAGUCCACAUCUUAAAUCAAUUUAAAUCACUCAACAACAUAACCCUAUGUUUCACUUAAAUAAAAUUUAAUUUCAAGAGAUUCAUUUUUUAAUAUAACAAUGACAGACUCACUGCCUAAGGGAAGAAUCUUCCUCUAGGCCCUGUUCUGAGAGAUUGAGACCCUACUAAAAAAACAGGUCUGCCCCUCAAUAUAAGAGAUUUUAGCAAAACAAUUUUGUAUACAUUUUUCUUCUACAUGUAGGCCUAAUUCUUGAUUUGGCACCCAACAGGUAACCCAACAGCCAGGUAGUUUUCCUGUUGUGGCUGGUCCACCACCAGCUGACCACAUGUGUGCAGCUAUAUUUGUUACAAUUUGCUGCUUCUGGCCUACAGGCAUCUUAGCCAUAAUGAAGGCAAACGAAGUGAGUAGCCUAUUCAACCACUUGGUAAAAUGUACCGGUAUUGCCAAUAUUUCCUUAGCACAGCUUGUUGUAAGAACUGGUAAACUGCAUAAAAGGGAGGAGACUAAUUGGUUGAACCCUUUUUGGAUGACAUGUAAUAAUAAGUUUGUUCCUGUUAUUAUUUUUAGAAUUGUAAUUUUUCAAUGUAUCUUCUCUGUUAAUAGUUACAUUUCGCCAAGCUCUCAUGAUAAAGUUUUUUGAAAAAAAUAAAUUCAUGAUUUCCAAAACCUUUACCUUUUUUUUUCUUUUGAAAUAAAUAAAAAUGCUGCCCUCCAUACUUGUGUGUUAUCUAGGCCUACAUAUCAUUAAACUUAAAGCAGGGUCCCCACCAUACCUUGUCCCUUAGCCACAUUCCACAUGUCCCAUUAAAAGACAUUCAUAUCUAGGUAACACCACUGAGUUUUGUACCAGUACCGGUAUUACUAUAUAAAUUUGUUGAAAAAAAUGUCAGCUUAAAUUUAGACAAUUUUUUCAUUCUAUAAUUUAAAAAAAACAUAUAUUUUUUUUUUUUUUUUUUUUUGGGGGGGGGGGGGGGGGUUGUAGUAAGGUCAGAAAGAAGAAAAAUUGCAUCAUUUAGACCCCACUAUCAUGUCAGCUAACACUAACUAGUCCAUGUUUAACUGUAGAAUUUUACAACAUUAAUGUUUUAUAAAUGAGUGUCUGGUUGUUUUUACAUUACCUUAAUGAAUUUUAUAAAUAACUUAAUAUAUGUCUUCUGUGUAUAUGUUAUAUAUACAUAGACUAAACCUUUUUCUUUUUUUCAAAUAUUUUCGCACUGGAUAAACAUUCGUUUUAUGCAUCUCCAGUUUUCCAAAAACUUCGUACAGCACUGAGUUUGUCUUGAUUCCUCUAUCUCUAGGCUCGGAAUGCUUUGGCUCGUGGAGACAUUCCUACCGCGACGGCCCACGCCAGGUCAGCCCGGAGCAUGGUGAUAAUCAGUGUGGUCAUCGGCAUCAUCGCAUUAGUCAUAGCUGCCAUUAUAAUUGGGGUGUACGUUGGUCUGGUCACGACAUCUGUACGCGUGAACAGUUCAUAUGGCUAAAGCGAUUAACUAGCAGGGCUUCAAAUGAGGCAAGCAGAAACAUUAAGUAAAUUUUUUCUAUUUUUACAAACAUCAGUGCUCCUAUUAAUUUAUAUAAAAUAUGAUAUUAGGUUAAAGUUCAAUGUGUUACAAAUGUAAUUUUGCCACGUUUGUGAUUGUUAUCUUGUUUUAAAAGUAGGGCUGCUACGUAAUGAUCUGAGGUUUGAGUUGAAAUAUUUUGGGUUUUUAAAAUAGAAUAAACUUCCAUAUCCGUCAUUGUGAAACCUCGUCCACUUUUAAAAAGUCCCUUAAAACCGAUCUGUUUAGGUCCGCCUAUGACCUGUGAUGCACCCUCCUUGCCCUGCCUCAUUUUCUGUCUCGGGUUAAUCAUCCUGUAAUAUAGGCCAAAACGUGCCAAAGUGUCCUCGUUUUAUAGCCAUUUUAAUUGUUUCUAUAGUAUAGUAGUUACUAUCCUAGUGUCUCAUUUUUAUUUUAGUUAGUUUACGUGUUUUUAAUAAUUGUAAAGCGCUU
This is a messenger RNA of Lymnaea stagnalis (great pond snail), 6064 nucleotides long. Lineage: Eukaryota; Metazoa; Mollusca; Gastropoda; Lymnaeidae. The record is from the annotation of a GenBank genome assembly.